Messenger RNA from Aspergillus calidoustus, 2352 nucleotides. The record is from the annotation of a GenBank genome assembly. NCBI's taxonomy places the organism in Eukaryota, Fungi, Ascomycota, Eurotiomycetes, Eurotiales, Aspergillaceae.
AUGCGCGGGUUCCGGGUACGACCAUCCUGGGUUGCAGGAGCUCCGUCAAAGGGAGCGGCUCCAGGAGAUGGCAGCGCUCUGAGGAGUCUGUAUUCUGAGAACUUUUCAGCUUCUUUCAGACGUAAUUCUUAUGCUACCAAUGCCCGGCCUUUCCCGAUAUUUUCGGAAUCCUUCUCUAAUCGCAGAAUCUCUCCUACGGAGUUAACCAACCACAUUCAUAAACCAACAAUUGCAUUAUACACAAACACUCCAAAACGCCUUUGUCCGAACCCUCGAAUCAUUCAACCCCUCCGAUCGUUUUCCUCCACGCGACCGUUCCUAGAUACCCAACCGCCUCAGCAGUCGACGAAGAAUUCGCGCGCGGAGAACAAGGACAAAGAAGACGAUGAUAAUGACCAGGGGUUUGAGCUUUCUGAAAAGGCGGCCCAGGCGGCGCAGGUGAAUCUUCGCGCGAAACUAGCAAAAGAUGGCAAUGGCGGAAAAAAGUCAGGGUUCAGAGAAGUAUGGAGGCUUUUGCUCAUUGCGCGACCGGAAGCGAAGAAGCUCGGCUUUGCAUUCAUUUGCUUGCUAAUUUCUUCUUCAAUCACAAUGUCGCUUCCUUUCUCAAUUGGCAAAAUUCUGGAUGCGUCCACGAAAUCCUCCGAGGACGGUGGUAAUGAGCUUUUUGGUUUGAGCCCUCCAAUGUUUUACGGCGCCCUGGCCGGUAUUCUCGCCUGCGGUGCGGCCGCUAACUACGGUCGUAUCAUCGUAUUGAGAAUCGUGGGCGAGCGUAUUGUCGCCAGACUCCGUUCGAGGCUUUUCCGCCAAACCUUUAUACAGGACGCAGAGUUCUUUGAUGCGAAUCGAGUCGGUGAUUUGAUCUCGCGGUUAGGCUCAGACACCAUAAUUGUUGGCAAGAGUAUAACACAGAACCUAUCAGACGGAUUGCGGGCUGGCGUUAGUGGCGCCGCUGGCUUCGGUAUGAUGGCGUAUGUGAGUCUUAAACUCUCCAGCAUCCUGGCACUGUUGCUCCCUCCAAUCGGAAUAGGUGCCUUUUUUUACGGGAGAGCAAUUAGGAACCUGAGCCGCAAAAUCCAGAAAAGCUUGGGAACACUAACCAAGAUCGCGGAAGAGCGCCUGGGGAAUGUCAAAACGAGCCAAUCCUUUGCCGGCGAAAUCCUCGAGGUCAACCGGUACAAUACUCAAGUCCGCAAGAUCUUCGAACUUGGAAAACAAGAAUCAUUCAUCAGUGCAAAUUUCUUCAGUUCUACGGGGCUCAUGGGCAAUCUGACGAUUCUGGCGCUUCUCUAUGUGGGAGGUGGUAUGGUCAAAACCGGCGCCAUCAGCAUUGGAGAACUGACAUCUUUCCUGAUGUACACGGCUUACGCAGGCUCUAGCAUGUUUGGCAUGUCUAGUUUCUACUCCGAGUUAAUGAAGGGUGUAGGGGCAGCCAGUCGGUUGUUCGAACUACAGGAUCGCCAUCCGACGAUCUCGCCAACCAAGGGUACCAAGGUUGUAUCUGCUCGUGGCCCUAUCCGUUUUGAGAACGUCUCGUUUAGUUAUCCGACCAGGCCUGCCGUCCCCAUCUUCAGAGAUUUGGACUUCGAGAUCCCACAAGGCACGAACGUCGCCAUUGUUGGCCCAUCCGGAGGAGGAAAAUCCACCAUUGCUUCUAUACUCCUGCGGUUCUAUAAUCCCACCGAAGGACGUGUCUUGAUCAACGGCACGGAUAUCAAGGGGAUGAAUGCCAAAUCACUUCGCAGGAAGAUUGGUGUUGUCGCACAGGAGCCUGUGCUCUUCUCUGGAACAAUCGCCGAGAAUAUUUCCUAUGGAAGUCCCCACGCAACUAGAUCCGAAAUAGUCGCAGCGGCAAGGAAGGCCAAUUGUCAGUUUAUCAGCGAUUUUCCGGACGGCCUUGACACUCAAGUAGGGCCCCGCGGGGCUCAGCUCUCUGGAGGACAAAAACAACGAAUUGCGAUUGCCCGGGCACUUAUCAAAGAUCCCGAUAUCCUGAUUCUAGACGAAGCCACCUCUGCUCUUGACGCGGAAUCAGAGACACUAGUGAACAGUGCUCUUGCGGCGCUGCUCCGUGGCAACAACACGACCAUUAGUAUCGCCCACCGACUUUCUACUAUUAAGCGAUCUGAUUCAAUCAUCGUCCUUGGCCCCGACGGGAGAGUUGCCGAGCAAGGCACCUACGAAGAACUAAGUGCGCGCCCGGGUGGCGCGUUUACUAAACUUAUGGAGUGGCAGUUGAACGGCGGUGAUGCACAACCGCCAGUUAGCCCUGCCAUUGACCCUGAAGCACAAGAGAAACCCUGGGAAGUACGAUCGGAGGAGGAGGAUAACCAUGAAUCCGAGAAACCACGAUAG